Messenger RNA from Salvia miltiorrhiza (redroot sage), 1170 nucleotides. RefSeq lists its product as uncharacterized. The record is from RefSeq and is a predicted model, not a curated record. The coding region runs from base 1 to 1170 and encodes 389 amino acids. NCBI's taxonomy places the organism in Eukaryota, Viridiplantae, Streptophyta, Magnoliopsida, Lamiales, Lamiaceae. The transcript has a single exon.
AUGGAUAUCAAACAGGACCAGAAUGAAACACUGCGGGAGUAUACUGCCAGGUUCAACCUAGCCGCCCUGGAGGUGCCAGAGGCGGAGUCGCAAAUUAAGAAUUGCGCUUAUGUCAGAGGACUAAAGCCGGGUUUAUUCUUCGACGAACUACAAAUCAGACCGGCCAGGGAUUUCGACGACAUUAUGGCAAGAUUGCCAGGCUAUUUACAGUUGGAAGACGCCAGGAUGGCGCGAAAGGUGGAAAAUGAUAAGCACAAAGCCAGAAGAGCUGAGGCUGCGUCAGAGUCAAAUACAAGGCACCAGGAUAGGGCACCGUUCAGAGGGUUGCCUCCAAGGGUACUGCCACCCCAGGGAGAGAUGCCACCCCGACACCAGCGUACGGUGAAUGAAGUCACGCGAUUCACUGAGUACACGCCCCUGAACAAGCCACAUGAGGAGAUUUUCCACUUGAUAAAGAACCAACCAUUCUUUCGGGCACCAGGAACUUACCGGGAUGGGCCGCCACAGGAGGGGCCUAACAAUAAACUGUGUGAGUAUCACAACACCUAUGGACAUUAUACUAGAUUUUGUGGACAUCUUAAGCACCAGUUGGAACCACUGGUGCGCCAGGGAAACCUCGAUCAAUUCAUCGACAAAGAAAACGAGGGCCAGAGGCGGAACCAGGAAAAUGAUCAGAGGGAUCACAGGGAUCAGAGGGAUCACCGAGAUCAGAUGGACCAAAGAAAUAAUCGAGAACAACGACAAGAGCAGGGGAAUAAUCAGGACCGUCGGCCGGAAGAUAACCACGAUAACAGGAGGGGAGCGGUACAGGGACGGGAACCCCCUUUCCCGUACAGAAGGGAGGUCCACAUGAUUUGUGGAGAAAAUGGGACGCCCACGUCCAACAGAGCCAAGAAACAAGUUGUGCGAGCAGUCAAAUCAGGGUACUACCCUAAGCAGGUGAUGGAAGUCACGGGUGCAGCAGAGGAAUCGGUCAUCAGUUUCGGGGCAGAGGAUCUGCGGACGCUCAUGUACCCACAUGACGACGCGCUGGUUAUCAUGGCAGACAUAGCCGGCUGCAUUGUUCACCGUAUCUUUGUAGACUCGGGCAGCGCAGUGAAUAUCUUAUAUCUAGAGUGCCUCCAAAAUAUGGGAGUCGAAGUCCAUAUUGAACCAACAAACGCCCCUUGA